AUGGCAGACUAUCUAACUUCAGGUGGUGAUUGUUUUCGAGGGUGGGGGAUGUGUGGCGACGCGUUUGGGACGUUUGGGUUCGAUGUACACCACAGGUACUCUGAUCCAGUGAAAGGAAUUUUGGACCUCGAUGGAUUGCCUGAGAAAGGUAGUAUGGAGUACUAUUCAGCUAUGGCUCAUCGUGAUCGGUUCAUCCGGAGACACGGUGGUCGACGGCUUGCCGACACCGUUGACUCAUCACCGCUCACUUUCGAUGGAGGCAACGAAACUUAUCAAAUCGAUGGUUUAGGAUUGUAUGGCUUCUUAGUCCUUUUUACUUGA
Ilex paraguariensis (yerba mate) is the source of this 321-nucleotide messenger RNA. NCBI's taxonomy places the organism in Eukaryota, Viridiplantae, Streptophyta, Magnoliopsida, Aquifoliales, Aquifoliaceae. The record is from the annotation of a GenBank genome assembly.